GCGCCCAGCUUUCCGGAGCAUCCCGGGGAGCGCUCGGAGACGGCUGGAGCACCGGGACCCGCAUUCAGGCGGGCGGGGGGCACCCUCCUCCCUUCCCAUCUCUCCUUCUCUCCCUCCCUGCCGCCGCCCCUGGCUUUGCCGCGGUGCCGGGGAGCGGCGGCUCCGCGUUCCGCCCGUGGGAACUUUGGGCAGAGAGGGAUGGAGCCCCUCAACCGGUCCCGAGCCGGGGCAGAGCCGCCCCGAGGGGAGUUCAACCUCUCCGGGCUUCCAGAGACAGAGGGGAAGCCCUUUUUCGGCAUCGGUAUCGAGAACUUCAUCACCCUGGUGGUCUUCGGCUUGAUCUUCACCCUGGGGGUGCUGGGCAACUCGCUGGUGAUCACGGUGCUGGCGAGGAGCAAGCCAGGCAAGCGCCGCAGCACCACCAACAUCUUCAUCCUCAACCUGAGCAUCGCUGACCUGGCAUACCUGCUCUUCUGCAUCCCUUUCCAAUCCACGGUCUACGUGCUCCCCACCUGGGUGCUGGGUGCCUUCAUCUGCAAGUUCAUCCACUACUUCUUCACUGUCUCCAUGCUAGUGAGCAUAUUCACGCUCUCGGCCAUGUCGGUGGACCGCUACGUGGCCAUCGUACAUUCCCGACGUUCUUCAGCCUUGCGUGUUUCCCGCAAUGCGCUGCUGGGCGUGGGGCUCAUCUGGGCGCUCUCCUUCGCCAUGGCCUCACCUGUGGCUCACCACCAGCGCCUCUUCCACCGCGACGCCAGCAACCAGACCUUUUGCUGGGAGCACUGGCCCAACCCACGACACAAGAAGGUCUAUGUGGUUUGCAUGUUCGUCUUUGGCUAUCUACUCCCGCUGCUGCUCAUCUCCUUCUGCUAUGCUAAGGUUCUUAAUCAUCUGCAUAAAAAGUUGAGAAACAUGUCAAAGAAGUCAGAAGCAUCCAAGAAAAAGACAGCACAGACUGUGUUGGUGGUGGUAGUGGUUUUUGGCAUCUCCUGGUUGCCACAUCACGUGAUUCAUCUCUGGGCUGAAUUUGGAGUUUUCCCGCUGACUCAAGCCUCCUUUCUCUUCAGAGUAACUGCACACUGCCUGGCUUACAGCAAUUCUUCUGUGAACCCAAUUAUAUAUGCAUUUCUCUCUGAAAAUUUUAGGAAAGCCUACAAACAAGUCUUCAAAUGUGAGAUAGGUAAUGAGUCACCUCUGAAUGAUGGUAAGGAAAAUAAAAGUCGGAUAGAUACACCACCAUCUACCAACUGUACACAUGUGUGAACUUUGAAAAGACCUGUGUGUUGGCUCUUCAUUUGUGUGAACUGAACACCUAGAAGACAAAGCACAAUGAGCUUUUUUCUGGCUUUAUCUUGAUAAAGCUAAUUGGUAUUUAAUGUACUGAAGUUGUGUUUGUAGCAAAAGUUUGUGAAACUGGUAGGAAAGAAAACUGGGCAGAUCCUUUGCAUCUUAGAAAGAUGCACCUUCACUUGAAGCUCUUAGACCUUUAAAAGAUACUUGAGAAAAAAUUAUUAGAGAUUGUAUGUCUGUAUUCUUACUAAGCAUACAAUGUGUAAAUAUUCAAAUAAGCACAAAGAAAAUGUUGAUGUGGACAAGUAACUUUUUGACAUCCUAUUCCAUCAAAUUGAAGAGAUGGCUAAUUUUUCUGCCUUACAGAUAAGAAACACUGUAAUACUAAGAUUUCAGAGAGGAAAAGUUCUGUUCUCUUCAGAUUGUUUUGACAAUGUCUUUUUGUCUGUUUAAAGUAAAGAUAGGUUCUGAUUCAGAAUUGAACAACUUGAGGCAGUCGCUUUAGAGAAGAAAUGCUAAUUUUAUCUGUUUAGCUGUCUUUUUAAUGUAAUAUACUGAGUAAUGAUGGACUUCUUUACAUUUCAUAUGCCUGCCUUACUGUAUACACAGAAUUUUUGUGUACACUAUAUAAGGUUUUGUUUAUGGCCUGUAUGUAGUUGUACCAGAAUGACAAUUUGUGUCUAUAAGAGGGAAUCUUUUCUUCAUGUUUUGUAUGUGUGUGUAUGCGUGUGUUUUGUUAAUUUUAUAGAUUUUGAGAUGGAUAUGCAAUUUUAAAUGUGCAAUACGUACAUAUGUUUUGUGUUCCCUAAAGCAACUCUGGGAAAUGCUUAAGCAUUUCAAAAUAGCAUUCCCUUAGAAGUUGCAGGAGGGUCUUGAUAUUGCAUAGCUCUAAUUUGGAAAAUAUUUAGAAAGAUGAGUUUAAAUCGAUACAAAGUGUAUAAGGUAAAUGGUCCAGUUCUGCAAGUUCUUUAAUAAGAUGAGUGGUCUCAAUGAUUUUAUAAAAGUACUUAAUAUGUCUUUAAGUGGUAAACUACUAAUGAAAAAACGGAAGGACACUCAGUCCUUCGAGAACAUUAUUGUUAGCUGGAGUAAGACAAGCUUUUACCUUUAUUAUUAAUGCCCCAUAGACUCAUAGAAUAAAUUAAGCUGAAGGAGCCUCCCGACAUCCUCUCAAAGCAGGGCUGCCUUCAGAGUGGUAUCGCUUCCUUGUCCAAGCAAAUAUUGUAAAUUUCUAAGGAUGGUGAUUUAACAAUUUUUGAGGGGUGACCUGUAUCAGUGCAUGAUCACCCUCACUAAAAUAUUUUUUCUAAUCCCCACUUGGGAUUUCCUUGAUGUAGCUAUAUAAUUAAGUCUUCUGUCUAACUAACUAAUGUGUAAUUUAAGAUGGCAAUUAAAUUUCCCUCCACCUUCUUUGCUGAAACAGUGUGUCGCAUUCAGUCUCUCCUCAUCUGUUGUGCUGCUCUCUGGCUGGAUUAGUGGCCUUCCACAGCCUUCCUCCAGUGUAUCCAUCCCCCUCAUGAACUGAGGUGUUCAAAACUGAGCAGCGUGUUCCAGAUGUGGCCCUCAUGAGCACUGAGCAGAUUAAUUGCUUGACCUAUUUGCUGAUUCUUGCUAACGCAGCCCAGGGCUACAGUAAUUUAUUGCUGCAAGGGUACGCUGCUGACUCAUAUUUAAUUUCUGCUUUUCAAGCACUCUUUUCCUUUUCUGCAGAAUUGCACCAAAUUCCCAGUCAGUGUUUCAGGACUUUGCUUUUGGUUUUGUUGAUAGCUGUUGCUUCCAUUCUUCUGGCUUAUCAAGAGCCCCCUGAAAGGUAACCCUGCUCUUCAGCACACCCAUCACUCCCCUGCAUUUGGUAUCAAGUGCUGAGAGAGUCCUGCAGUUUUGUCAUGGUCUAAGAUGCUAAACAGUGUUGGCCAGAUACUCUGUCAGAUUCCUUUUCUCCAGAAACUUGCUUUAAGAAAAAUAUCUGAGAGUGAUGGAACCACAUUGACUAUGGAAGGUUCACAUGAAAAUGUCUAUGUUUAUGAGUCAGUAUUGUCAACUUGAAAUCAGUAAAAUAAUAUUGAAGACAUGCUACUGCACGCACGGUGUUUGUGUCCAUUCUUUCAUAUGGAGAGACAGUUCGAUGAUAUUGCUAGGAACACAUAAUUUAAUGUAUCGAAGGGCUUAUCUCUGCAGGAAACCAGGAGGCUAUGAAUGUGAAAACAGUGUUAACAUAUGCUGUGGACUGAGUUGAACUGCUGAACAGCUGGGCAGUCCGGAAGGAAGGAAGUUGUUGUGAUACAAAAAUGGAUAAUUUAGUCAGAAGUUCAGGUAAUGGGCACGAUGAUCCCUUAAAACUGAAAGUCUGCUUUCAAGUUCCGCACUUGUUGGCAGGGAUUGUUGUUUCUGGUGGAGGGCAAAACAAAAAUCGCACAUAUUUUUAACCAGAAAGAUUGAUUUCAGAGUACAGUGAGAUUAAAAAAGAAUAUUCUCUGGCCAGGGCUGAAUUUUCCACUCAUAGAAAGAUAAACAAUCCCACUGAAUCCUACUUUGUUGUGUAAAUACGAAAAUAUUCUAUACAAAACAAGUAAUGGGAAUGAUUACUCAAAUUCCUCUUGAAUUAAAGCAAGGAAUAUGUGGUUAAUUAAGCAAAUACUUAAAUUUCUCUUAAAUUAUAUUUCUCAUGAAUUGAGAGAAUUGGAGUACCCCAACAGAAACUGCUACUCAUAUUUUUUUAAUAAAUCCUCUAACAUUUUGUUCUAUGUAUACUGUCAAAAUGCUACCUCUUUGUGCUGCUUCAUGAGUGCCUCCUGAAUUUUAUAACAUACAAUCCACUUUCAACAUUGAUGUCAACAUUGAUGACAGAAGUAGUUUGCCCCAUCAUAUCAAGUAGCAGGAGUUGUUUAGUCCAUCUUAAAUCUGUAUUUUAGUGGAAAAAUACAGAAGUCUUUCUUUGUCACAGUUUUCUCUGCAGAGUGGAUGAAAGACCACUGUGGAGGCAUAGCAUCUCUGCAGCACCUCAUGCUAAUGUGAGAACUCUGAAAACCAGCUCAGUUUUGCCCAUUUUUUGAGGUUGUAUUAAGACAUUGCAGCAGGUUUACAGUCAAUUUUGCAUUUUAUAUUUUGGAUUUUCUGUAUUUUAGCUUUUGCCUUAAAAUGAUGCAGAAAUCUCAUUAGAACACUGCAACAAUGAAAGGUUGAAAUUGUAAAAACUCAGGUUUAACGAGAUCAAGAAAUUAUUCAAUCAAGGGUUUUUAUGCAAUCUUAUCCUGCCUGUUUGUGGGCAGGUGUUUGAGGUGUGAUACAAAAUACUACAGCACUGCUCUUCAGCUAAUAAAUACUGAAACACAUUUUGCAUCCUCCGAGAUGUGUGUGAAUCCAGAUGAACUACUGCAGAUAAAUCAGAUUUAGGAUCCACUUCAAGAAUGGAGAAUAAUAUAAUUAAAUGGCACUUAAAUAACAUACUGUUCAUCAUGUGCAAAUGCACUGAAAAAUGAUGGGACUUGCUCACCUAUGUGUUCAACUCUAAAUU
Molecule: messenger RNA, 4804 nt
Organism: Cuculus canorus (common cuckoo)
Lineage: Eukaryota; Metazoa; Chordata; Aves; Cuculiformes; Cuculidae
Gene: GALR1
Product: galanin receptor 1
Exons: 3
Coding region: 199-1263 (354 amino acids)
Biological process (GO): negative regulation of adenylate cyclase activity; G protein-coupled receptor signaling pathway; positive regulation of cytosolic calcium ion concentration
Cellular component (GO): membrane
Molecular function (GO): galanin receptor activity
Source: RefSeq, a predicted model, not a curated record